ACUUUUCGAGAUCCCCUUUUUAACUACUUUCUUUUUUGAUCUUCUUUUUCUUUGUUCUUAACACAUUUAAAACGAUUUUUUCUUUUAUAAAUUGGCUGUAAAAGUCAAUCAUUUGAACGAGUAGAGAAAGAAAAAAAAAACGGUAGUCGUCUGUCAUCAUAUUACAACAAUAAAAAAAAAAGUAGUCAUAAAGCAUCCAAAGACCUAUCUUUUCUCUUGUCUCUCCUCUUCCUCUCCUCUUUCCUCGCAUCUUCACACUCUAUCUGGUUCUUUCUCUUUUUCUUCUUUCCUUCUCUCCUCUUUUUUAAGGAAUAUUCGAACCAUCUCUUCUCUACAACUAUAAAGCUUCUUUUUUCCUCUAUUCUUUCUUUCAUCGUCAGCCUCCAAUGUCGUCCAUUCAAUAUCAAUAUCGCCAACAGCCUACUACUACCACCACCAACACUACUACUACUACUACUUUUCAACCAUAUAAAGAAAAGAUACCUUCAUUAAGUAAUAACAGGAUGGCUUACGUUGAUGCGCUCAUAGAUGCAAAUGCCCAAGUCAUUGAAUCCAUUUGGGAUAUCGUUUACUCCCAAAAGCCAUCCAGCAACUUCAGUAACAACAUGGUGGUGCCUCUACGAACAUUUAUUCAAGAAGUCUUGAAAAGAUCACGAACAACUUACUCAACCUUGCAAACAGCUUUGUAUUAUAUCUUUCGCUCUCGACAAGAAAUCAGAUUGAAUUUAACAAGAAUUCAUCAGAAUGGAUCCAGUGUUUUAGCCACCGAGGACGCCUAUAUUAGUUGUGGAAGACGGAUGUUCCUGGCGAGUCUAAUUACUGCUUCCAAGUUUGUCCAAGACAAAACUUAUCGUAACUCUGCGUGGGCCAAGAUUGCUGGCUUACCUGUCAUGGAAGUAAAUGUAUCGGAAAGAAUCUUUUUAAAGCUUAUCGAUUACAACUUGUACAUCGCUCAACCUACAUUUGAGCAAUGGUAUCAGUCAUUACACAAGCAUGUGGAAGCCAAAACCAUGCUGCAGCAUCCAACAUCCAUCACAGAGAUUUUGAAUAGUUCUCUGACAACAUUAACAACGCCUACGACAAUGCCCUUACCAUCUCACUUGCUCACGUCCUCAACAUUACAACAAGUCACUUUUAACAGCACUUCAUUUGCCACUACUAUCACACCUCCACAUACACCUCCACCUACAUUACCUUUACCCUCGUUAUCAGCAUCUACUAAAAACAACAUAGUUUUGCCUUCACCUUCUAUUUUUUUACUGCCUCAAUAUUAUCAGCAACAGCGCCAACAGCCACACUAUGUAUGUCCUCACCAAACUCAUCAAAGAAAGAAAAGAAAGACGAAUAAUGAUUGCAGCAAUUUUAGUAACGUCCCAUCUUUACCAAGCUCCAGUGAUUCAACUCCUAUGCAGACGCCUUCUCCAAUCAGCAAUGAUAUUUAUUCAACUGGCAAAAAAAGAAAAUACAGUGCCAAUAUUUUUUGCGAAAAUUCUUUGGCCACCGGUUACAACAUUAUCAGUCAUGUUAGACAACAAACUAUAAUGAAAAGAGAUCUUAUGUAAUCAUAACCCAUUCAAUCUCCAUUUUAUACACAAUACUCUCCUUUAGAUACCUCUUUUUUCUUUUUUCUUAUAAAUGUAAGCACACUCUAUAUAUUUAUCUAUAUUUAUCCAAAUUCGGCCUUUUAUCUUUUAGCUUAUGAAAAUUAUUCUAUUAUUUAUAUAUACAAAAUAUACCACAUCUAUUUAUAUGUCCUUUUUUUUUCGCCCAU
Messenger RNA from Mycotypha africana, 1771 nucleotides. RefSeq lists its product as uncharacterized. Gene Ontology annotation, molecular function: protein kinase binding; cyclin-dependent protein serine/threonine kinase regulator activity. Gene Ontology annotation, cellular component: nucleus; cyclin-dependent protein kinase holoenzyme complex. NCBI's taxonomy places the organism in Eukaryota, Fungi, Mucoromycota, Mucoromycetes, Mucorales, Mycotyphaceae. The record is from RefSeq and is a predicted model, not a curated record. Gene Ontology annotation, biological process: regulation of cyclin-dependent protein serine/threonine kinase activity. Bases 387 to 1562 code for a protein of 391 amino acids. The transcript is spliced from 2 exons.